This is a messenger RNA of Episyrphus balteatus (marmalade hoverfly), 5727 nucleotides long. RefSeq names its product phospholipid-transporting ATPase IF. NCBI's taxonomy places the organism in Eukaryota, Metazoa, Arthropoda, Insecta, Diptera, Syrphidae. Gene Ontology annotation, cellular component: trans-Golgi network; endoplasmic reticulum; plasma membrane. The coding region runs from base 1504 to 5562 and encodes 1352 amino acids. Gene Ontology annotation, molecular function: ATPase-coupled intramembrane lipid carrier activity; ATP hydrolysis activity; magnesium ion binding. Gene Ontology annotation, biological process: phospholipid translocation. The record is from RefSeq and is a predicted model, not a curated record. The transcript has 11 exons.
UAGUUUGUUUGUUGAAAUAAAACAAAUAUAGUCAACCUUUUGCACUUGAUUUUCUGUAAUUAAAUGGUCUGAACAUCGUCGAUUUUUAACCUAACCUAAAACUUUUUUUUCAUCCAUCAAUUUUGACCCGCAGAAUUAUCGGAUCAAAUUUUGUAAGUUAGCACGAAAUCCAUACCGAAAAAAAUGUUUCGCAUGAAAAAUGGUUCAAAACUGACUAAAGCCUUGUUUUAAGAUACAUAGGCGCCAAUUUUAAAGUCGAUUUUCUCAUCAUUAAAACUUUAAAUCAUUUAAUUUACCAAAUUUGAUCUCAUUUAAAAUGAAAUAGACCAAACCUUUUUUUGUUUCAUUUUUGGUGGCCGUUGAAGGAAAUAAAAAAAAAAAAAACUAUUCAAUAGCACUUCAAGCCAUUCAGCAUUAGAACAAAUGUGCCUUUCAGUUCUCUACAUUUUUUUCUCAUUGAUUUCAAUUGGAUCAAUUGAAAUUCUAUGCGUUUCAAUCAAAACAAAAGAAAAAAACUACCCUAUUAUAUGAGGCAGUAGUCAACUUCAAGCAAGCGUGUAUCUUUACUUUAAUUCAGAUACACUCCAAAAAGAAAACCAAAAACGAUCUUUAACUUUAGAUACAUUAUUUUUAUUUACUUCUACAGUUCAGAUUCGGCCAUGCAUAGCUUCACAUCGUGCUUACACCGAAAAUAGUGAACGGGACACAAAAAAGAAAUAAUAGAAGAAGAAGUGUUGCGUUUCAGUUCUAGUGGGAGUUGGCUUUCUGGGAGCUCCCACUCGGGUAAAUUUUUUUCAAAUCAGCAAAAUAUCUAUUACCAAUUUAAUUGCCUGACGUGUGCCGCGUGCCACCGGUUUCGAAAAAUGCAUUUUUAAAAAUUUAUUCAUGAUUGCUAUUGUAGAUAUGACGUUCCUUUUAACCAAGUUGUGUUAAUUAAAAUCAUAAAUGGAAUUCGCAUUCAAUUCGCGAUAUUCUGUUGGUGAGAUGUGUGAAAUUUUGUACAAUCACUGCGAUGAUCAUGCUAUUGAACAGGUGGGAAACGACCUCUAACCAGGGCUUGUUACUCCCAAACAUGUGCGAACAAAUUGUGUAAAUAUUUUUAAAAUUGCCUUUAAAAAAGUUCAAAUACUCUUUUUAUCAGUUGUUUUCUCCAAUUGAUCGCGGUUCAGUGCGAUCAGAUGAGAAUUCAUUCAAAGCUUUUAUAAGUGCAAUCGUACUACUAAAAAAAAAAUAAGAUCGGUUCUUUGGUAAAAGAAAAUAUUAAAAUCGUUCAGUUUUUCAUAAUCUUUCAUUUUAUCAACAAAUGCCCAACACGGUGCGAAUUAAUAAAUUAAAAUUUUUUUCGGAAAUUAAAAUUCUUUUUGCCAUUGCAUUUUCGAUUAAGAUUGAUUUGAUAUAGUUCUUUUAAUUUAAACAAAUAUUUUAAUGUCAUUGUUAAGAUUAUUACGUUUAAGUGUGAUUGUGAAGUGAUCAAUUUUUGUUUGGAAUCGAUUGUGUGUAAAUAUGAAUUUCAUUGGAAGACAUGAUCACUUGAGUGGAUAUCGCCAAGUUAAUAAUACUGGGUAUGGAAUACCUUUAUGGAAUUUGCAGCCAGAUGUGACUUCAGUAGAAUUGCAGCCACUUAAUUCCGAUAGUAAAAAUACAACGGUUGCAUGGUCAAGGAAGGGAUCUCGUGUCAACACAAUCAACGAUUGGUUACGAAUUAAAAUUGGUGGCGAUGACAGUCUCAAAAAGAAGAAAAACAAAAAGCUUGAAACAAAUCGUAUUAAAUCAACAAAAUACACAAUUAUAACAUUCCUGCCACAAAAUCUUUUAGAACAAUUUCGACGUAUUGCUAAUUUUUAUUUUUUAAUCAUGACAAUAAUUUCAUUACUUAUCGAUAGUCCCGUCUCACCACUAACAUCCCUCCUGCCGCUGGUUUUUGUGAUAUCUGUAACAGCAGCCAAACAAGGCUAUGAAGAUGUCCUUCGCUAUAAAACCGACAACAUUGUCAAUUGUUCACCUGUAACAGUAAUUCGAGAUGGCAAAGAAACUCACAUUGAGUGUCAACAUGUCGAACCCGGUGAUCUUGUUGUACUAAGUCGUGACUGUGAUGUACCUUGUGAUUUGGUAUUAAUGCGAUCAUCAGAUCCACAUGGAAAAUGUUUCAUUACAACUGCAAAUCUUGAUGGUGAGUCAAAUCUAAAAACCUUGACAACACCACGUGAAUUGCCCAAUGUUGAAAUAAAUAAAAUGCACAAACUUGGAAUUAUUGAAUGCGAGUUCCCGAAGACUGAUCUUUAUAGUUUUAAUGGAAAAAUUGAGCUAACUUUGCCGGAUCAAAUGAGAUUGUCACAGUUACAAAAUCCAAUUGAUGUCAAUCAACCAAGAGUUCUUCCUUUGACAGCUGAAAAUGUUUUAUUGAGAGGAUCAAGGAUAAAGAAUACUGAAUGUGUAAUAGGGUGUGCAAUUUACACAGGAAUGACAACAAAAUUGGCUUUAAAUAGUCGAUUGACAAGAAAUAAGUCUUCUUCGAGUGAAGCUUACAUAAAUCGAUUUUUAUUGUUCAUUCUUCUUGGAAUGAUCUUCAUUGUGACAGUAUUGUAUUUUCUAAAAAGAUAUUUUGAGAUCUUUCGAGUUCCAAAGGCUACUUACUUGGGCCCAGCUAUUGAUACGUAUAGUGUGAGAGCAUUUCUUCAGGACUAUUUAUCCUUUCUCAUUCUCUUCAACUAUCUGAUACCGAUUUCUCUAUAUGUAACUAUAGAAAUGCAUCGAGUUAUUGGAGGAUUCUUCAUGGAAUGGGAUAUUGAUUUGUAUGAUGAACCAACUGAUCAACCUUGUAUUGUCAAUACUUCAAACUUAAAUGAAGAACUUGGACAGAUCAAUAUUCUUUUUUCGGACAAAACUGGUACUUUGACAAAGAACGAAAUGAUCUUUCAGCAAUGUUCAAUAAAUGGCAAGAAAUUUGUUUACAAAAAGACCAAACUUCAAGAAGAAUCGAGUGGAAUUCUUUUGGACAUCAAUAAGUUUAAUAAUGACCAGAAGAACUUCUUUCAAGGCUUAGCAGUUUGUCAUACCGUCCAAGUUGCCGGGGACAUGAUCAACAAUGAACCUCAAAAUGGCACAAAAACGAAAAAGUACUCAAUUGCUGAAAUCACUGAAGAAAGUCACAAUUCUAGCCAACAAAGUGAUAUCGAUAUUUCAUUAUCGACCAAUCCUAAUGGAAAAGAAACCAUCAAUAAUAGUAUUUUAUCAGAUGUCAACCCUUUAUUAGAUAGUACAAAUAAACUAGAAAAACGAAAAAGACCCGAAGUUGUAAAAAGAAGUCCUCGUUUUGCUCGUCCACCUUCAAGAGUUCAUCCAACAACAACAACAACGAAUGAAGAAAUCGAUAAUUUCCGUGAAACUUCGAUAAAUUAUUCGAAUUUUGCUGAAGACAUUAUUGCAGAUCGUCCAUAUUCCUUGCCAUUUACACGAUCCAUAUCGGAAUUUGAUAUUCCAGAUCCAGCAACAAAUUAUAAUGGCGGUCAUCGGAGGACGCAAUCUUAUGGAGCUCCAGGAGCUUAUAUUACUAAUCAAGAAACCAUUGUUAAUCUUAGCCGAUCACCAAGCACAAUAUCACGAGAGUCCUAUGCAAUGCCAAAUUUUGUUUCAAGACAGCCAUCGUUGUUGAGGAAAGAAUCAGUUCGAAGGAAGAAUGAGAUUGAAAAUUUUGUCGAAAUUCUUGAUUAUCAAGCUUCAAGCCCUGAUGAAAAAGCCUUGGUAGAGGCUUGUGCUCACCUUGGACUUGUCUACUUGGGAGACGAUGAUGAAAGACUGAAAGUACGUUAUUGUCCACCACACGUUGACUAUUCUAGACCCUUUGGAGGUUCAAAAACUAGAGAUCUGUUGUUCGAUAGACUUCAUGUUCUCGAAUUCACUUCGGACCGCAAACGUAUGAGUGUUAUUGUUAAAGAUGAAAAUGGAACCAAGUGGAUAUAUACAAAAGGAGCUGAAAGCUACAUCUUUCCUUUGUGUGGAACUUCAUCAUCCCGACUGAUAGAAUUAACUGAUAAACAUAUUAGUGAUUUUGCCAAAAAUGGUCUUCGAACUUUAGCUGUUGCAAGAAAACGAAUAAGUGACGAUGAGUAUGGACAGUUUUUGGAUGAUUUAGUUGAAGCUAAUACAUCAUUGGAGAAUAGAAAACAAUUAAGUGAAGAAUGUUAUGCUAAGAUUGAACGAAACCUUGAUCUUCUUGGUGCAACUGCAGUUGAGGACGCUCUACAAGAUGACGUUGCUGACACUUUAGUUUCUCUUCAAAAAGCUGGAAUCAAAAUUUGGGUCCUAACCGGGGAUAAGAUCGAAACGGCUUUAAACAUAGCGCUGUCUUGUGGGCAUAUACCUGCCGGGGCUAUGAAAUACUUCAUUGUGGAAUGCGGUCGUAAAGAAGACCUUGAAGUUCAUUUACAGACCCUAGAACGGGAGAUCAUUUUUGGAUUAGGCAGACCCUGUGCCUUGUUAAUCGAUGGAAAAAGUCUAACAGUAGCUUUGAAAGAGCUUCCAGAAAAGUUUCGUGAUGUUACAAUUCGUUGUCAAGCAGUACUCUGCUGUCGCCUAAGCCCCCUGCAAAAGAGUGAAGUUGUAUCAUUGAUUAAGACCUCAAGUCAAAAUUACAACACAGCAGCAAUUGGAGAUGGAGCCAAUGAUGUUUCAAUGAUACAAGAAGCUCACAUUGGUAUUGGUAUUAUUGGCAAAGAAGGUCGACAAGCUGCCCGAUGUGCGGACUUCGCUUUAGCCAGGUUUAACAUGAUCAAAAGGCUAUUCCUAAUGCAUGGUCAUUAUCAUACAACAAGACUGUCACAUUUGGUGCUAUAUUUCUUCUAUAAGAACAUCUUAUUCAUGGGUUCUAUGUUCUUCUUCCAAUUCCACAAUAUGUUUUCUUCGCAGCCAGUUUAUGAUUCAUGGUUUAUGACUUUGUACAACGUUGGUUAUACUUCGGUUCCGAUAUUUUUUAUUUCAUUAACUGAACAGCUGUUUACACAAGAUGAAUUAAUGAGUAAACCGGAACUUUACAGCCGAAAUACAAACAAUAAACAACUUCAUUGGCCAUACUUUCUUCAAUGGGUUCUAGCUGCUGUUUAUCAUGCUACUAUAAUCUUCUAUUUUGCCUUUUUCCUCUUUACAAAUAAUGAUGUUUUAUUGAAUAUUGGUCAAACAGCUGAAACUUCAGUUUUUGGAACACUUUUGAUGCAGUUGGUUGUUGUUGUUGCAAAUUUGAAAUUGUGGCUUCAAUCAAAGUAUUACAGUUAUUGGUUUAUUGUGACGAUAUGGGGAUCAAUAUUGCUCUUUGUUGUAACAACUUUGGCUUAUAAUUUCAUUGAUAUUCGUUAUGAUUCUGACAUCUAUUGGUCAUACAACAAACUACUAUGUUCCAUACCAUUAUGGUUUUUGGUCAUACUAACUGUUGUAACAUGUUUAGCACCAGAUUUUACAAUACGUAUAUGUAAAGAUGCCUUAAGAAUGCCAAAGAGAAGUUUCUAUCCGGGAACAAGAAGAAUGAAAAAGCUGCGGGCAGCUAAAGCAGCUCAAAAUACAUAUUUGUAGUGUUAAAAUAUGUACCUAUGUUUUUAAGGAUACAAAAAUUUUGCGCUGUGCGCAUGUAAAUACAAAAUAUAGUAUUUAAGUAUAAAUACCAAAUCAGUGCCAAAAAAAACUAUUUAAGUCGGGAUAAAUAUUUAUUUAUAUACACUACAUUUAAAUAUAUUUUAU